AUGGUGGAGAGCUUGACCUUUUCCUUCCUCCUGUCCUUUCCCUUUGCGUUGGUGGCGCGGAUGAGAACUGCUUCGGUGGAAGUGAAGUCGAACAGCUCGGUGAGCUUGGAGAAGAACUAUAUCGCGCGCUCUUCUACGCAGCUGCGAAAGGGUCCCGCAAAGUUUGAAGGUCUUACCAACAAACACAUCUACACCUCCCCACGCACAUAUCACGACAUGGCACCCUCUAGGAGGAUAAAGGCUCCAAAACUGCCUGACAACCUUCUGAAGGAGCUCGGCGUAGAAGCCAUUGCCAUUCCUGCCUGGAGAACAAGGUUCUCGGACGAAAUUCUAACUAUCACAGAACAAUCUUACGGAGGUCGCAAGAAUCAAUUUCAAUCAAGAAAGGAUCGUCGCAAAGCAGAGAGAACACAGAAAAAGACACACCGCACCUCGUCCACGAAAAGCUACCAUGCCGAACGCGCGGUACCCCCGAAAGCACAGAAGAAGGUCGACGCCGCAUCUACGAAGGAGCCCAAGCCCAUCUUGAAGAAGGGAAAGAAACAACAAUUGGAGGAGGAGGAGGAGGAAGAUGUUGAUCUCGACGAAGACGACGACGAGGGUUUUGAUGAGGAGGAGGAUAUUGAUCUCGACGAGGACGACGACGACCUAGACCUCGACGAAGACGAAGAUGAUGACGGCGAAGACGUGGACGAUGAAGAGGAAAGCGAUGUCCCAAUAGUAUCCAAACCGAAGUCACAGCCAAAAAUCUCGAAAACCGUCAUGGAACGAUUGGCGCAAGACGACAAGGAGAUCGCCGACCUCGAAAAGAAGCUCGGCCUCAAGGGACGCAAAUCGCUUCCCAAGUCCUUCCAGGAGGAUGGUCUUCUUCACCUGCUAGAAGGCCUCCCUGGCGUAGACGACGAAACAAGCGAGAAAAGGAAGCGGAAGUCUGAAGCGGAUGAGUGGCUUGCGGCGAAGAGGAGGAAAGCGGAAGAGGCGAUGAAGAAGACGAAGGAACCCGAAUUAGACGAGGAAGAAGAGGAAGACUCCGAACUGGACGAAGAGGACGAUGGCUUGGACGAUCUAUUAGAGGGGUUGGACUCUGACGGAGAAGACGACGAUGUUGAUCAAGACGAAGACAUGGACGACGAAGAAGAUGGGGAAAGCGACAUCUCGGGCGAGGAUGAGGAUGAUGAUGGUUUUGGAGGGUUCGACGAGGACGAGGACGAGGAUGACGAAGAACCCGACGAUGACGAAGAAACCGUACAAAAGCCGCCAGAACGAGUCCGCGAAAACCCAUACGUUGCGCCUACGACUGGGCAGACGGUAGCAAAAUACGUACCACCAUCCAAGCGACAAGAGGCAGGCUCAGACGCGGAGUUGGUGGCCCGGAUUCGCCGUCAAACACAAGGUCUCAUCAACAGGAUGACAGAGUCCAACCUGUUAUCCAUUAUUAUGGACUUUGAAAAGCUUUACCGCGACAACCCGCGACAACAUCUCACGUCAAACAUUGUCGAUCUCCUACUCAUCCAAGUGUGCGAGCCAACGACGCUGCCUGAUACGUUGCUCGUUCUUACCGCCGGUUUUGCUACUGGUAUCUUCAAGGUGAUCGGCAUGGACUUUGGCGCACAACUGAUUCAAGAAGUGAUUGAGCGAUUCGACAAACAUUACGAGGAGGCUAAGGAAGCUGCAAAGGAACGGCCAGACGUACCAAAACAGACGUCCAACAUCAUCACCUUCCUAUCCGAACUCUACAACUUUCAACUCGUGGGCCCCAACUUGCUCUUCGACUUCAUUCGAGUCCUUCUGGGUGAUCUGUCGGAGCUAAACGCGGAACUUUUACUCAGAAUUGUGCGCAUUGCUGGCCCAGCCCUCCGACAAGAUGACCCUAUGUCUCUCAAGGAUAUUGUUACCCUUAUCCGCCCGGCUGUUGCCAAGAUCGGAGAGAAGAACCUCAGCGUCAGAACUAAGUUCAUGAUUGAGACCAUCAACGACUUGAAGAACAACAAGAUGAAGACAGGACUAGGCGCUUCCGCCGUUCUCACGGAUCACACAACCAAGAUGAAGAAGCUUUUGGGCACCCUGAAGACCAGCAAGACGUCCGAGCCUUUGCGAAUGACCCUUGCCGAUAUUCGCGAUGCCGACAAGAAGGGCAAAUGGUGGCUUGUAGGCGCUAGCUGGGCGGGCAAAGAUAAGGACGGUGACAAGAAGCCCUCGACUCAAGACGACGUCAUCCAGGAUAACGUUGACUCGGACGACGAAAGCUUUGUGUUGGAGGAUGUCGAGGACAUGCCUGACCUCGGAGAACUUGCCAGGGAAAACCAGAUGAACACGGACGUGCGCCGGUCCAUUUUCGUGUCGAUAAUGUCCGCCACGGACUACGAAGAUGCCUACUACCGCAUCCUCAAGUUGCGCCUGAACAAGGAGCGCCAGAGAGAGGUUCCAUAUGUGAUCAUCCAGUGCGCCGGCGCAGAGCAGGUCUACAACCCAUACUACACCUUGGUGGCCAAGAAGCUUUGCGGGGAUCGCAAAAUCCGGUGGUCGUUCCAAGACGCGCUCUGGAAGCUAUUCAGGCGUCUCGGAGAAUCCGUUUUUGGCGACGACGUGGAGGAUGAGGAGGACGAAGAUGCAAUGGACAUGCGGCGGCUUGUAAACAUCGCGAAGCUGUUCGGAGCGAUGGUGGCAGGUGGAUCGCUAGGGCUGGCGAUUCUCAAAUGCCUCAAUCUGCCUUAUCUACAGACCAAGACGCGGGCGCUAGUGGAGAUCCUGCUGAUUACCGUGCUUCUAGAAGCCGGAAAAGGCGGCGACAAGGGCCGGGAUGAGACGAUUACAUCGGUGUUUGCGGCUGUAGAAGGGGUCCCCGAGCUUGCCAGGGGCCUGCAAUGGUUCAUCAAGAAGGUGGUCCGGAAGUCGGAUCUCGCGGGAGGAGCGGCCAACACUAAGGUCGUCAAGGAGGGUUGCAAGACGGCCAUGGCGGCCUUGGAGCAUGCGUUGCUCGCCGCCGAAGGCUUGGUGGAAUAG
Molecule: messenger RNA, 3003 nt
Organism: Neurospora tetraspora
Lineage: Eukaryota; Fungi; Ascomycota; Sordariomycetes; Sordariales; Sordariaceae
Exons: 5
Coding region: 1-3003 (1000 amino acids)
Biological process (GO): ribosomal small subunit biogenesis
Cellular component (GO): nucleolus
Molecular function (GO): protein binding; RNA binding
Source: RefSeq, a predicted model, not a curated record